UAAAGUAGCGAGUCAAAUUACCGCAGUGGGGAGGGACCUUUUAUACAUGUGGAAAAGGAAUAACGGUCCAUUCCACUGCUGUCCUGUCCGCUCUCCGGGCGACCGUGUGCCGUCUCUGCAGUCUUCCGUGUGCUGCACAAACCCGCGUUUUCGUGGAGACACCUGCACACACGUACAGUGCGCUGCUUUCCACGGAAAGUUCUGAGGAGUUCCUCCAAGUUUCAGUCAUGUUGGGGAGUGGCAAGUCAGCGAGCAGCAGUUCCAAGGAGCAGAGGAGGAAGGUGGCCGAGAAGACCAUGGACCCCAUCAGGAGACUCGGUCUCCUGGACAAUGAGGACAUACACAUGAUGAUGCAGGGCUCCAGCAUGGUGAAGGUCCGCUCACCCAGGUGGCAGAAGAGUCGGAGCCUGCGGCUGCUGGAAGACGGCCUCACCGUGUGGUGUGAAUCAACGAAGAGCUCCCGCAAAGCCAAAGCCCAGCAGACGUUCGCAGUGACAGAGGUGGAGUGCGUGCGGGAAGGCUGCCAGUCCGAGGCGCUGAGACGGCUCUCCGGCUCGGUACCCGACAACCACUGCUUUACGGUGGUCUUCAGAGGAGCCAGGAAGAGUCUGGACCUCCUGUGCACCUGCGAGGAUGAAGCCCAGCGCUGGGUGCGGGGGCUUCGCACGUUAAAGGAAAGGGUGGCCAAUAUGACCCAGAAGGAAAAACUAGACCACUGGAUCCGAGGCUACCUGCGAAGAGCAGAUCAGAACCAAGACGGGAAGAUGACCUACGAUGAAGUGAAGCGGUUGCUUCAGAUGAUUAACAUCGACCUGAGUGAGCAGUACGCCCGCUCGCUGUUCAAGAGGUGUGACCGCUCAGGCGAUGGCCGCCUGGACCACAUCGAGAUUGAGGAGUUCUGCAGGGAGCUGCUGCGAAGGCCCGAGCUGGACGCCGUGUUUAGACACUAUUCAAGCAACGGUUGCGUGCUUUCUACUGCCGAGCUGCGCGACUUCCUGGGAGACCAGGGGGAGGACCCCUCUUUGAGUCAUGCCCAGAGUCUCAUCCUCACCUACGAGCUUAACGACUGGGCUCAGAAAAACCAGUUCAUGACACAGAAUGGCUUCACCAUGUACAUGCUGUCGGCGGAGAACAACGUGUUUAAUCCUGACCACGCCAGAGUCCAUCAGGACAUGAGUCAGCCCCUGGCCCACUACUUCAUCUCCUCAUCGCACAACACCUACCUGACCAAGGACCAGGUGACCAGUGCCAGCAGCACAGAGCCGUACAUCAGGGCUCUGAAUCAGGGCUGUCGCUCUGUGGAGCUGGACUGCUGGGACGGAGACAAAGGUGAACCUGUCAUCUACCACGGCCACACACUCACCUCUAAAGUGCCCUUCAAGGAAGUCCUUGAAACCAUUUCUCAGUAUGCUUUCAAGGCGUCCCCGUAUCCCAUUAUUCUCUCCAUAGAGAACCACUGUUCUGUAGACCAGCAGGCUAUCAUGGCCAAAGACCUCCGCUCUGUGUUCGGCAGGAGACUCCUCACUAAACCCCUCAGUGACGAACCACUGAGAGAGCUGCCUUCCCCUGAGGAGCUGAAAGGGCGUAUACUGGUGAAGGGGAAGAAGCACAUUCCUCACCUGGGCCAGUUGGACAAAACAGGCAGCAGCGCCAGUUUCUCCUCAAGUUCAGAAGAUGAACAAGGCAUUAGCAACAAGAACACACCCAGGAAGGAUCCAGCAAGGGUUUCCUCCAAACUGAGCCCUGAGCUGUCGGAGCUGGUGGUGUACUGCAGGAGUGUCCCCUUCAGUGGCUUUGAAAACACAUCAGAAAAAGCGGCCCAUGAAAUGUCCUCCUUCUCUGAGAGCGAAGCCCUCAGGCUUAUCAAAGAUUCUGGGAAGCUUUUUGUGAGACACAACAGCAGGCAGCUGAGCCGGAUCUACCCCUCUGGCCAACGUCUCCAAUCAUCCAACUAUGAUCCCCAGGAAAUGUGGAACAGUGGAUGCCAGAUGGUGGCUCUGAACUUCCAAACUCCCGGGGAGCAGAUGGACUUGAACCAAGGUCGCUUCCUACCAAAUGGUCGCUGCGGAUAUGUCCUCAAACCAGACUUCAUGUGCAGCCCCUCGUCCAACUUUAACCCAGAGAACACAGGAGGAGGUCCCGGCCAUGUUCCCACCCAGCUUAUUAUAAGAAUAAUAUCUGCACAGCAGCUGCCAAAGAUCAACACGGAGAAGGCCAGCUCCAUCGUUGACCCACAAGUGUGGGUGGAAAUUCAUGGAGUGGAUAUUGAUAAUGCAAGAAACAAAACGCAGCGCAUUGACAACAAUGGUUUUAACCCGAGAUGGGACUGCACGCUGAGCUUUCAGCUUCAAGUCCCUGAACUAGCACUGGUGCGGUUUGUCGUGGAGGACCACGACCACACUGCCAAGAACGACUUUGUGGGACAGUUCACGCUACCCUUCACCAGUCUCCGCACAGGUUAUCGACACGUUCACUUGUUGAAGGCGGACGGUUCCAGCCUGUCCCCUGCCACAUUGUUUGUCCACGUCAAAGUGAAACGCAGAGGAGUUCCUGUUAAAACUGUGUCAGAGCGAAUAGCCCAGGCCAAAGGCAAGGCAUGACAUGCAUUUAGAAAGCUGAGUGUGAGGAGAGGGAAACGGGGAGAGACAGAUGCUCCUGCUGCUGCUGCCUGAUGGCCUGUCUCCCAGUCCGUACCUGUGGUGGUCCAAUUUACACAGAGCCACGUCCCAGUGCAGGAGGAACCAUGUUGAUCUGAGAUGAGGAGGAGUGCUGUCCUUCAGGAAGUGAAAUGCCUGAAGCAGGAUAACUAUUCAAUAUUUACACUGCGGGAGGAUCUGGUCAGUGCUAACCCCUCUGGACACUGGCCACUGAUGAUAAUGGUUCAGGAAACACAAUGAUAAAUGAUGCUUGUUACAAGAUUCUUUUUAAAUAUGUUGACUCUGAAGGAGGUCGUAUGCUGUUUAUGUUAGACAGAAGUAGAGAUAUGCAAACAUAUAUUUUUGUUUUAUAAAAAUAUUUUAACAUCUCUAUACUAAUUUUUUAAUUAACCUGCUUGUUUUAAACAAAUCUGAAUUUAACUAAGGUUAAGGAGGUUAAAGGAGGCAGUCUUACUUUUAAGCCUUUUUAGGAGAACGUCUGCGCUUUCUGAGAGAAGUGACAGUAUUUAUUUCCACAGUUUACAAAAGAACUUGAAAAUCAGAAGAAUUAACUUACAGAUGUACUUAUAUGUACUUAUGUUUACUUGUGCUAAACUCUUUCUCUUAAAAUUUGCAUAUGUGUAUUUACCUCUGCAGUAUCACACACUAUAGAAUGCACAGUCAAAUGAUGUCUUUUGAAAAUGUUUGCAAGAAUUUGUAUUUUUUAAUUUUCUUUAAUAUAUGUUCUUGUGUAUAUACUAUAGAUACGCUCUUAUUGCAACAAUUGAAUACUAUCAACACUAUGAAGAAUACAGUGUCAUCUCGCACAGCUUCCUGGUUACAAAGUAGGCAUGGUAUAGAACUGGACAUAAUGUGUGGGCCACAUGUUAGUCUGUUGCAACAAACAGCAUGGGGAAUUUAAAGAAACCCACAUCUGCAAACAUAGUUUGGAUCCCAAUGUGAAGUCCAAUUUGUCCCCCCCACGAACAAAUGCUGGCUGGGUAGGUGGUUCUCUGAGAAAAGAACCUUUCCAGUAUUUUGCAGUCACUAAAAAUGAAUUACUUUAGCAAUAGUAAAUGUGGGUGAUUGUAUUAGGAACAAAUUACUAUGAUUAUGAUUUUGUUUUUCAGUAUUAUUAUCUAGUCUAUAAGGUGUAAGCCGUAAUGUGUAAAGGAGAAAUUAUUUUUUUUGUUGUUUAUAUAAAAAGACUAACUAUCUGACAA
This is a messenger RNA of Cynoglossus semilaevis (tongue sole), 3859 nucleotides long. RefSeq names its product 1-phosphatidylinositol 4,5-bisphosphate phosphodiesterase delta-3-A-like. Lineage: Eukaryota; Metazoa; Chordata; Actinopteri; Pleuronectiformes; Cynoglossidae. Gene Ontology annotation, cellular component: plasma membrane. The transcript has 15 exons. Bases 228 to 2600 code for a protein of 790 amino acids. Gene Ontology annotation, molecular function: phosphatidylinositol-4,5-bisphosphate phospholipase C activity; calcium ion binding. Gene Ontology annotation, biological process: intracellular signal transduction; lipid metabolic process. The record is from RefSeq and is a predicted model, not a curated record.